Clarias gariepinus (North African catfish) is the source of this 532-nucleotide messenger RNA. RefSeq names its product hemicentin-2-like. NCBI's taxonomy places the organism in Eukaryota, Metazoa, Chordata, Actinopteri, Siluriformes, Clariidae. Bases 62 to 286 code for a protein of 74 amino acids. The record is from RefSeq and is a predicted model, not a curated record. The transcript is spliced from 5 exons.
GAGGGUCCCAGGUUCCAGGAACAGACAAGCACUAAACACACACUCUGGAGAGUACAGGUUGAUGUCUUCAGGGUCUCUCCUCAUCAUUUCUCCGUCUCUGGAGGAUGAAGGAUAUUUUGAGUGCAUAGUGAGCACCGAGGUUGGAGAGGAGCGAAGGGUCACCGAGGUCACGCUUCAAGUUCCUCCGUCCUUUGAGGAUGAUGUCACCAGUGUGACGGCCAUUAAGGCGGAAUCAGUGGUUUUGCCGUGUUACAUCACAGGACGUCCAUCAGCUGUAUAUAAGUGAGUGUUUGAGGAGUGUAUGUCCAUCUCAUCAACAAUGCAAGAACACAGAUGGAGGGUAUCAGUGUUUUGACAGCUGUCCAUCAGGAAUGACUCAGGCUCAGAGCGGUGUGUGUGGAUGUAGACGAGUGUAAAGACGGCAGUCACAUGUGUCGCUACAGCCAAAUCUACCAAAACACACUCUGUGGAUAUGUGUGUGUGUGUCCAAGAGGCUACCGCUUUCAGGGUGUGAGCAAACCGUGUGUAGGUG